Molecule: messenger RNA, 1065 nt
Organism: Daktulosphaira vitifoliae (grape phylloxera)
Lineage: Eukaryota; Metazoa; Arthropoda; Insecta; Hemiptera; Phylloxeridae
Exons: 2
Coding region: 59-811 (250 amino acids)
Source: RefSeq, a predicted model, not a curated record
AAGCACGAUCUCUUAAAUGUAUUAACACUUAACUAUACAAGUUGAUCCACUAAAAUUUAUGAAAACCAUUAUUAAUAAUCAAGGUUGGGAUUCUUUUAAAAAAACUAAAAUAAUUGAAGAAGAUAGAAUAAUUUCGUUCAAUGAUUGUUUGGGAACAAAUGAACCAAUUUAUCCACAUAUUAUUUGUUCAAUAAUUAGUUGUCAAUACACUCAUUUAUUACUCACGUACGCGGCUUUGAUUGAAAAUUUAGCCAAUGAAUUUAAAACUUUAAAAAAAAGAGUCGAGAUUAAUAAAGCUCUCGAGAAACUGUAUAAUAUUAUAACGAAUAUUCAAGAUCGAACAAAAUUUAUUGAAAUAGGAAUCAAUUAUGGACGAUUAUUAGAAGAUAAUUAUUUCCAAGAAUCAUUUCUUUGUACGCCUUUAAAAAACUUGUACGAAAAUAUAAACAAAAUAACAACUCAGCCAAUUUAUGUGAUAAUUUUAUUGAAUAAUAAAAACUUUGUUGAAAAAAUCGAUACCUUUAUAGAACCCCUUAACAUCUUUAAAAAAGAAAUAUAUGACAAUAUAAUUGGAAAAUUUUGUGUCGAACAACAAGAUUCUCCCGUACCAGAUUUAGAAUUUUUAAAAAAGAAAUAUGAGAAUAAUAAGAAUACUGAAACUUUUGAAGCUUUUCUUCUAAAUAUGAUAGUAAAAUAUCCCUAUGAAUGCGAAGUAAAAUAUUUUUCAAAAAUAGGACUAUCUCUGCGACGUAAUCGCGUUUUAAAAAAAACAAAUUGGUCAGAAAAUAAUUAUGUUACAACAAUACUAUAAACAUUUGGUAAUUUUUAUUAAUUGAAUCUAAAUUUUUAAUUUAUUUCAACUGUUUACAUUUAAAUAUUCCUUAUUUUAUUGAGUAAAUUUAAUCCUGUUAAAAUUUUGUUACUUGAAUCAAUAUUACAAUCUUAGUCUAGAACGUUUUCAUUAUUAUUUCAGUUGAUCUUAUAAACAUUAAGUCAACAAUCUCUCUAGGUAAAAAUAAUAACUAGUAAAAUGUUUUUGAAAAUGUAUGAAUUCAUUCUAUUGAA